Molecule: messenger RNA, 1224 nt
Organism: Anopheles moucheti
Lineage: Eukaryota; Metazoa; Arthropoda; Insecta; Diptera; Culicidae
Exons: 5
Coding region: 1-1224 (407 amino acids)
Biological process (GO): sensory perception of taste
Cellular component (GO): membrane; axon; dendrite
Source: RefSeq, a predicted model, not a curated record
AUGCGUCGAUUCUUCCGGGCAAAUAGCUUCGUUCAAACGCUGCGUGCGAUGUAUUACAUUGCCAAAGUUGUGGGACUCAUUUCGUUUACCGUAUCGUUCGAUGCAAUCGGUAUGCGGCGCAGCUUCAAGGACGUGCUUGUUUUUGUUGGCUUUAUGUUUUUCAACAGUUACAUUGUCUACAGUACGGGUAUACCACCCAGAACGGACAGCCCUGCGUACUUCGACUCGUCGCUCAUCGAAUUCAUCCUCAGUCUGUUUCUUACGCUCCAGUUAAUCGCUUUGCUCGGCAUUCCGAUCGCUAACUAUGCUCAGGCGUACAAGUUCAAUCGAAUUAUAGAGCUGAUCAUGGAGGUGGACAUUGGAUUGGAGCGACUUGGGUGCACUCACGAUUACAGUGCGGAGUACUUCUACAGCACAGCGUACCUGACCAUUUCCGUUGCUAUUCAAAUCAGCUGUCUUAUCGGGACCUCAUUUACGAACCCUUUUCUCCUUGAUAUGGACACCGGAAAGAACGUCGUGGCCCUUGUCGGUUUCGUCAUGUGCAACUUGGUAUACAUCAUAACCAGCUGCUACUGCUGUGUGACGCUCUGGGCAAUAGUUUAUCGGUAUCAUAAAAUUAAUGUCACGUUUUGCUCAUACUUUCAUACCAACGAACAAACCAAUAAAGCAUUGCUCCCACUGUCCGAAAAGGAAACAAUCAAAGCAAUCGCCUUGUUGUACAUGAAGCUGGGAACUGUGGUGCAGAUGUACAAUCGAUGCUAUUUUGCACACAUAUUUUACAUCAUUGCUAGUGCUUUUGGACUUAACUUGGUGUGUUUGUUUACAAUCAUACACGUGUAUAUGGUUGUCAGUAGUGACGAAAGCUUCGAUACUAUCAUGAUAUCGCAAAUAUUACUAAGCUUUUUCUUUAUUUUGAUCAUCAUGCAAGUCAUGUUUGCCGGAAAUUUUUUGCACAAAAAGGCAAAACACACAGCAAUAUUAUUGCAUAAGGCAGUCAUCUAUAAUGAUUGCAAUGCAGUAGUUGUGGAGCAACUUCGAUCAUUUUCCAUUCAACUAAGUCACGAAAUGCCAAAAGCUUCGUGCUACUUCUAUGACAUCGACUGGGACUUUUUGCUGUCGAUGAUUUCCUCGUUUGCUACCUACCUCAACAUACUUGUGCAGUUCGACAUUAUGCAGCUGCGAACAGCAAGCUUCAAGAGCAACAGUACACUGGCCGUAAUCUGA